Messenger RNA from Paramecium sonneborni, 1662 nucleotides. The record is from the annotation of a GenBank genome assembly. NCBI's taxonomy places the organism in Eukaryota, Ciliophora, Oligohymenophorea, Peniculida, Parameciidae.
AUGAGUGAUUUUGAAACAUUAGAAAAUGAUUUAGGGAAUAAAUACUGCAAUUUCCAAGAAAUUGGUUUUGGUUCUUUCGCUACAGUGUUUCAUGCAGAAUGUCUGAGCACAAAAAAAAAUGUUGCAAUAAAAGUAGAUGUUUAUUAUUAUAAUAGAUGAUUAGUAAAUAAGGAAUGUAAGUAUAAAUUCUAUAUUAUUUAAAUUAAGAAAUAGAAAUAUUGAAAAGAUGUAAUCAUGAAAACAUCAUAAAAUUUUAUGAAAAAUAUGAAACAAAGAAUACUGUUUAUAUUGUAUUAGAAGAAUGCAAGAAGGAUCUUGGAGCAAUAUUUGAAGAAUAUUUUGAUUGCGAAAUUCCAGAGAAAUAUGUAAUAUUUAUCAUUCUUUAAUUGAUUGAAGGUUUUAAAUAACUUCACUAAUAAUUUAUUAUUCAUAGAGAUAUAAAACUUGAAAAUAUAAUGGUUUAGAUGUCUGAUUAUUAAAUGGAAUAGAUGAAACAAAAAUAAUUUGAUGUUUUAUUUUCAGCAAAAUUUAAGAUUGCAGAUAUGGGAUUAUCGAAAUAACUUGCUAGUUAAACUGAUUUAACAUAAACAUAUGCAGGUUCUCCAAUGACUAUGGGUAUUAUAUGAUUUACAGCUAGCUCCUGAAAUCCUAGAAAAUAAAUCAUAUGGAAGACAAGCAGAUAUUUUCUCUUUAGGAGUUAUCAUGUUUUAAAUGUUAUUUGGUAGAUUUCCCUUUAAAAAUGAGAAGGAUCACAUAAGCGAGAUAAAGAAUUAAAAUAUAUACUUUUAAGAUACUUAGAUUCAAAUUUCUAAUUCAAUGAAAUUGAUCAUUUAAUCAAUGCUGAAAUAUGAUCCUAAUUAAAGAAUUAAACUUAAUGAAUUAAAAUAAGAAUUAACUAAUUUAUUAAAAGAAAAUAAAAUUAUUUUAGAAUUUGAUGAUGAUUAAGAUCAAUAAAAUCCAUUUGAAUUAGAUUAAAUAUAGGAAAUAGAAGAAGGAAGUGAAAAUUAAGAAAUUGAAUAAUAAUAAUGUGAAAAUGACGAUUAAUUCGAAAUAUUAACAAUAGAUAAAAAUUAUGAUGAUAAAAUUAUUGAAGAAUUUUAUAAUCAAAGAAAAUAGUAUCUGUUGUUAUCCAAAGCAUAUUAAUAGAUUUAUGAAUAAGAUAUUGUAGAUUAAUAUUUCAAUUAUGAUUAAUAUAUGGAAUGUGCUUAGUAGUUAUAUGAACAAUUGAAAUUAUAAUUAAAUGAUGAAUAAUAUAAGAAUGUAGAGGCAUGUUUAUAUUUAAAAGAAUUAAUUUCAAAUUAAGAUUAUCAAUUGUUUAAUACACAAUAAAUAGUUAAAGAAUAUAAAUAAGAAUCUAUCUUUGGUUUAAUAAAAUAAUCAAUAUUUGGAACUCCUUAAAAAUAAUCUUUGGAAAGUUAAUUAAAUGAUAUAAGGAGAUUGAAUUUGUAAAUAAUAGAAAAUUUAAGAGUAGAUAUUAAAAAUCAAAAAUAAUAAUACUUAUUGAUAACUUUAGUUUAAUUAGAAAUGUUUUUUAAGAAACGAACUUAGGAUUAUGAAAAAUUAGACUAUAAUUUAUUUAAUUUAGAUUAAGAUUGUUUAGACAAAGAUCCAAAAUAGUUAUAAAAUAUCUUGGAUUAAUUGUUCACUAAUAUCCUAACUUGA